AUGGGCCAAGAUAGAUUUAUUGCAAUGAUGGGUCCAUCAGUUUUACCAUACUACGAGGAAAAUAAUGAUUGCGUGGUUCGAUGUGAUCCAAAUAUUACGGAAAUACAUAAAAGUUGGCCUGUGUUAUGGACUAAUGAACAAGUAAAAAAUAGUAUUGAGUUACAAAAAUCCAUUGCUGAUGGUAAACUUCGAAUAUCACGUGAAUGGAUGGACUUUGAAAUAACGGCUGCUGGAACGAAGCAUCAUCGUCCCUUUCUACAGUUUGAAGAACUUAUUAAACUGCAGACAAUUAAUGGAUUAGACAUGGGAUCUUCCUUGCACAGUCGAAUAACUGCCACUCGAAUAAUUAACGUUAUCGCAAAAGAGAUGCGCCAACGGCUAAUUACACGUCUUAUAGAGUCAAAUUCAAAAUUCACUAUAAUGAUUGACGAAUCGGCUACACUGAGCACAAAAUGCACACUGAUUUUAUAUAUUUCAUCAAACUUUGAUUCAGAGACUCCUAUUGUAGUAUUUCUUGAUUUAAUAGAGCUGGAUAGACAAGACGCUGUAAAUAUUGAGAAAGCCUUGUGGUUGAGUUUAGAAAAAAUUGGAAUUUCUAAGUCUUUUGCAUUGAAGAAUUGGAUUGCAUUUACAAGUGAUGGAGCUAGUGUAAUGACAGGCACGAAAUCUGGAGUAGCUGCUAAACUUUGUGAGAAGAUACCGCAACUAUUUACGUGGCAUUGUUUAUGUCAUCGACUUGAACUUUCAGUACAUGUCAUAAAAGAUGUGCAAGGUGUUUCUCGUUUUCAAAGUUUAAUGGAUAAACUUUACUCUUAUUAUCACCAAAGUCCUAAAAAUUCUAGGGCUUGUUUGGAGGUUGGAAUUGAAAUGAAAAAAAUUGGUCGUAUUUUAAACGUGCGUUGGUCUGCCAAAUCUUCUUUCCAAGAGGAGCUUGGACUCUUUUGUGACGUCCUUUUCAAACUCAGAAUGUUGUCUUAUGUACUUCAAUCAAGAAAAACAACAUUAAUGCGCGCUCAAUCAGAAAUUUGUAGGACAAUUAGAAUUCUAGAAAGCCUGAAGACAGAACCUGGUGAAAAAGAAAAAUAA
Messenger RNA from Sipha flava (yellow sugarcane aphid), 1086 nucleotides. Its product is annotated as E3 SUMO-protein ligase KIAA1586-like. The transcript is spliced from 5 exons. Lineage: Eukaryota; Metazoa; Arthropoda; Insecta; Hemiptera; Aphididae. Bases 1 to 1086 code for a protein of 361 amino acids. The record is from RefSeq and is a predicted model, not a curated record.